CAUAAUUAUGUUAAACUUUUUUUGAUAAUAGUCAAGAAUAUCAUUAUUUAUUCCGUUUAGAUAAAGAGUGCAUAUUUUUAAGAAGUUUAAGUGUACGGACUUUACGUGAAAUUAUUUGUGAUUUGGUCUUUAAGGGUGAUAGUGUAUAUAAUUUAGUUCAGUAAAUGUUUGUGGAAGUGUUCGUGAAUGGUAAAACAACAAUGCCAAAGGACACAAAAAUAGUUGUAUUCUUCCUUUCAACACUUACCAGAUUAAGUCAAGGCUCGUUCUACCUCUCGACUGAGAACUCUACCUGGUUGAACGCGUCAUCCCUCUGUUCAUUAGGUACACCUAAUAUCAACCGUACGUCUGAAUCACAUUAUGCAGACAUAUCUGACAUAGAAUUGCGUGAAAAUGAGAGGGUAUGGACAGGCUUUUACAAGACAAUGAAGAUUUUGGAAUAUAUUGACUGUAUGCAUUUAGAUGAUAUAGUACGUUUGGGCGCAAAGCCUCUACCUGGAGAUAUUGAUGGUAGUCCGUCUGCAUGCAUAGGCCAAUGUGAAAACUCUCAAUUGUUUGGUGUCAGUAAUUCUAAGUGUUUCUGUUUAAAGCAGAAAUCCAUCAAGUUCCGUAAAACGUCCAUGAAAACGAAGUGUACUACACAAUGUCAGUAUCCUCGAGGUGUAGUGUGUGGAUUUGAAAAUGACACCGACACAUAUUUGUCAGUAUACAAGCUUAAUGAAAACGUUUUGGCCAGAAGUUUCAAAGAAUCAACUCUGGAGGCAGAAAAAGAAAACCAUUGUCUUGCCUUUAAUCUCGCAAAAAGAAAUUUCAUAUGGAAGAACUGCAAGCACGCGUUCAAACAUCUGUGCUACACUGACCAUGAGGUAGUGAAAAUACCCAAUAUGAGUACAUGGAGUGACGCUGCAAAUUACUGUUUUGCAAUAAAAAGUGUGCCGGCUUCAAUAAAUAACCCAGUUACUGUCGAAAACGACGAUAUUGAGUAUUUAUGGACUGGAGUGAUAAGACUAAACAUUGUUUAUAAAAUUGACAACUAUUACAAAGAUGAGAACAAUGAGGAAAUAAAAUACGGGGUGUUGUCAAAAGAACCAUCUGGCAGAUAUUUACUUACAUUUGAGAACGUACGUGAUCGUCGGAGAAGUUUAUGUCACAAACGUUUGCAAGGUUCAAAGAUUUUAUCUAUUGUACCAGUGCUUAUUGCCGUAGCCAUUGCUAUUUUUAUCAUCGGCGUCGUUGCCAUUGCAUGUCGUAUUAUGGUAAAAUAUAAAAGAAGACUAAGAAAGGCGAAAAAACAAGUUGUAAGAACAAGUGAAUCGGACAAACACUAUGAGGAGAGUUCGUUUACUUUAGAGUCCACUGAGGAGCAUCCGUGUCACCAAUAUUUCGUUGUUGAACCUCACGAAAAGAAAGUGACAACGCCUGCAAAUACCUAUAAUAAACCAUUUAGAUUGAACGGUAUUGCAAGAGGUGCAACUAUAACAAACGGCAGUCAAAUGCACAUGAAUGGCACUGAUAAUCAACAAUACAAUACGCUUAGUAGCUGCAAAGUAGGUAAAAGUAUGGAGAAUGAUGUUGUAUACAAUAAACUAGAUGUAAAGAACGAACGAAGUGCAAAGUACACAGAUAAUGUGUAUGACAGUUUUAAAGGACAUCAACUAGACAAAACAGAGUUAAGUGAUGUUGAAUAUAAUAGGUUGGAUGCUAAAAUCAGAGGCAAUAUGCACACAGAUAAUGUGUAUAACAGUUUUGCAGACAAAGGGAAGCAAAGACGUUUUGAAUAUGACAAGCUAGAUGUUAGAAAAGACGGAGGCAAAAAGCACACAGAUGGUUCAUAUGACAGUUCAGGCCAACGUGAAAAUCGGAAGAGAGAACAAAUCGGAGUUGAAUAUAAUAGACUAGAGGUUAGGAAAUAAAUGUGAAAAGUGCACUGGUACUGUGAAUUAUACUGUGGGCACACACUGAAUCGAGGAAAGGAACGUCAGUGGGACUGAAUAUAACAAUCUUAUCGCUUACCAAAUCAAUAUGAAAUCAAAAGAAGAACUCUUAAAAGAUACCCUAAAAAAUAGGUGUACACUAAAUGAAAUUCAGGAAGAAACGACCACAUGCAAGCUAAAAUGAAAUGUGUACCACAUGCAAUCUAAAAUGAAAUGUCAGUUGUUCUUUUGAAACCUGGUAAUGAUAAAAACCUUUUAUAUGAUACUGUAUUCAUAUUGUAUAUUUUAGCCUUGCCUGCACAAACAUUUUAUUGCAUUGUAAUUGGUUAAAAUUGCUGUAGUGUUAGUUAGCCAAAUAAUGAUACAACACAUGAUAUGGAAAUAGAAGGAACUUACUGUCUAUAUACGUUUCUUGCUUUUUAGGCAAAUUGAACGAGAACGGCCUAUUGACUACGACCCUUGUACUUUUAUUUUACUCCUAUACAGCACAUACUGUAAAAUAUAUUAAAGUUAUUUUGUU
Messenger RNA from Ruditapes philippinarum (Manila clam), 2454 nucleotides. RefSeq lists its product as uncharacterized. The record is from RefSeq and is a predicted model, not a curated record. NCBI's taxonomy places the organism in Eukaryota, Metazoa, Mollusca, Bivalvia, Venerida, Veneridae. The transcript has 9 exons. Bases 165 to 1913 code for a protein of 582 amino acids.